CCCUCUCAGUUGACUUAUAGCCGUCGCGAGUGAGCGCUGUGUCGUCAUGUGUCGUUCACCAACUUUCUCGAGUAGUGAUGUGAUACGGUAUCACGAUAUACACAAAAUAUUUAUGUAGAUACUAGUAAGUUUUUUGACAGUGUGAAUUAAAGUGAAUAAAAUAACUUUUAAGGAAAUGUUAUGGUGAUUAAUAUUUAAAGAAUAAAAACUUUGUCAAAAUGAAGUGGUUCGUAGUAGCAGUGACUGUGAUGGUGACGAAAACUAUCUUAGCUGGGAUUGCGCCUCCUGGAUCAUGUCCAGCUGUUUGUGGGUGCAAAUGGAAAGGUGGAAAACAGACCGUGGAAUGUGUAGAUCGAGCUCUAAUAACUAUACCGGAGCCCGUCGAUCCUGCUACGCAAGUACUUGACCUUUCAGGGAAUAACUUACAGAUUCUUCCUCAAGAAGCUUUUGCAAAAACGGGCCUCGUUAACCUUCAGCGAGUAUAUCUCCGAAACUGUAAUAUAGGGCAAAUAAACGACCGGGCAUUUAAAGGUCUAACUAACUUAGUGGAAUUGGAUCUCUCUUAUAAUUUACUCACUCAGAUACCUUCAAAUAGCUUCAAGGAUGCGCCUUUUCUUAGAGAUCUUAUGCUCUCUAAUAACCCUAUAUUGAAGAUACAUUCGGAAUCUCUCCAUAAUUUGGGAAGUAUCGUUAAGCUGGAUUUGUCAAGAUGUGAUAUUAGAGAUAUUGCAGCAGAUGCAUUUAAAAACUUACAUUCAUUAGAAUCUUUAAAGCUGAAUGGUAAUAGUUUGCGUGACUUACCUUUAACCUCCUUAGAAAAGCUAGAAAAACUACGAGUUAUUGAUUUAUCUGAAAAUCCUUGGACAUGUACUUGCCGGCUACGUGACUUAAAAAUGUGGCUUUCAAAACAUAAGCUAUUCUCAUCUCCCAGUUGUUCGUCACCGAGUCGUCUUGCAAAUAAACCAUUUUCGGAACUAUCUCUUGAGGAAUUUGCUUGUAAACCAGAAAUAUUACCCAUUAAUAGAUAUGUGGAAGCAACUGUAGGAGAAAAUGCUACAAUUGUUUGCAGAACAGAAGCUAUUCCAAGUCCUAAUAUAAAUUGGUAUUGGAAUGGACGCCUUCUACAAAAUGGAAGUAGUUUCAAUUCACAUCAAAGAAUCUUUAUUUAUGAAGCUGGUGACCGGAAAAAAAGAUCCACUCUCGUUAUAACGAAUACACAAGACACAGACUUUUCUGAAUUUUAUUGUGUUGCCGAGAACAAAGCAGGGAAUGCUGAAGCUAACUUCACAAUACAUGUCACUCAAAUGACUGCUGGAAUGGCGUCUUUAGGAAGCGCCCAAAUUGCGAGCCUGGGAGCUGCAUUGUUCUUAGUUAUAAUUGUGAUUUCAUUAGGACUGCUUAUUACUUUCGUGCGAUUCCGGCCGGCUCCGGCUUGUGAAAGUAAAACGCCAAAUACGUUAGACAGAGUUGUAUCUGGCAAUGAAGUUCAUCCUACCGUAACAGACAGGCCCCAUGUAGCUGUGUUGGCUAACAGACAAGAAUCUCCAAAUUAUGAUGAAACAAAAUGCAACCCAGUACUUAAGCCUCCAAGAACGAAUGAUAUACCUUAUACAACUAAUCAUUAUGAAGGUCGGGGUAGCUUAGUCCAGGCAAUGGGACCGCCUGUUGUAUCUCCCACCGUCUCCGGAGGUAUCGAUCCCGACCUCAUUAACGAUACGAGACCCGAUAGCGUCAAUCGACCAGGUAGCGGAGAAUAUGCGCGUGAAGCUUCCGAUUCAUUAUAUCCAUCCGGUCUGUGGGAUCAAAUAAAAAUGAAUCAGGCUAACAACUUGGCACGAGCGAUCAGUUCCGCAAUUCCAGCAUAUUAUAACGAUCGCACACAUAUUGAAAACAGUAGUGUUAACGGCUCUCAAGAAGAGCUUGGCUAUAUGAGUCGUACCUUCCCACGAUCCCAUGCAAUGGCGGCAGCUAGUACAGCACCAGGUGAUGCUCCUUAUCCUGCUGAUUAUGGAUUGCCAGUUGGCGGUGCGCGCACACUACGUGUGUGGCAGCGUGCUCCGCCAGUGCUACCCCCAGUCUCGGCAUUGAAACGUGUGCUAACUAUCACGAGGCCAUCGGAGGAUGGUUUUCAGGAUGGCUGUGCUACAGAUGUUUAAAAUGAUGUAUUAUACCAAAUGUAUAUUGUAAAUAAUAAAUUAAACGCAGUAUAUGUAAACAGGUCAUGUAAUAGAUUUUGUAUUAUAUAAUUUAUUUAGUUAUAAUUAGUGGAAGGUUACAUUGGAUCCAAUGUAAAGGAUCUACGACUGAUUAGUUGAAGAAAGUAAGUUAUACAGAACGGUAUUUAUAAGAUCGCCAAAUGAUUAAUUAAAAUUACUGUAUGUAAUAUAUCAUGGAUGUUGAAAUUCUGAAUAGAUGUUACAUAAUAAUAAAUGUCGUAAUAAGAACUAUUGAAGCGAUAUAUCCAAAGAAAUUUCCCUUAAAAAAUACAAUAAUGUUUAUAGCUAGGUAUUAUUGUUGUAAUGCACGGUGAAUGUUAUUUGAUGUAAGAUAAAUAAUUUAAUGUAAAUGAGUAUUUUAUGUUGAAAAAUAUGAUGGGAAAUAAACAAGGCGAUUAUAAAACUAA
Danaus plexippus (monarch butterfly) is the source of this 2623-nucleotide messenger RNA. RefSeq names its product leucine-rich repeat-containing protein 24 (gene Noki). Gene Ontology annotation, molecular function: protein binding. The record is from RefSeq and is a predicted model, not a curated record. NCBI's taxonomy places the organism in Eukaryota, Metazoa, Arthropoda, Insecta, Lepidoptera, Nymphalidae.